This is a messenger RNA of Thalassophryne amazonica, 886 nucleotides long. It is a transcript of the gene sec61b, whose product is annotated as SEC61 translocon subunit beta. The coding region runs from base 152 to 445 and encodes 97 amino acids. The record is from RefSeq and is a predicted model, not a curated record. Gene Ontology annotation, cellular component: Sec61 translocon complex. Gene Ontology annotation, biological process: intracellular protein transport. The transcript has 4 exons. NCBI's taxonomy places the organism in Eukaryota, Metazoa, Chordata, Actinopteri, Batrachoidiformes, Batrachoididae.
CAGUCGUGUCCUUUUAGAAUGAUCGUCAGUUUUCCUCUCAAGUUUUGAUCUUUUUUUUUUUACACGGGGCGGUCUGUGUGGUUCUGUUGGCGUGGAUAUCAGUUGAAAACGAGGCAUAAAACGUUGGUUUGCAUCGGAAGAGUAACACAAAAUGCGUAUACCAGCAGCAAGUUCAACAAACGUCGGGGCAUCUGGACGCUCCCCGAGCAAGACAGUAGCUCCCCGUGCAGUAGGAUCCACUGUCAGACAGAGGAAAGCAACAAGUAGCGGUACACGCAGCUCUGGCAGGACCACAGGUUCAGCAGGUACAGGAGGCAUGUGGCGCUUCUACACAGAGGACUCACCAGGUCUCAAAGUUGGUCCUGUGCCAGUGUUGGUGAUGAGUCUGCUCUUCAUUGCCUCAGUCUUCAUGCUGCACAUCUGGGGGAAGUAUACCCGCUCUUAAACCACAACCGAUGACCUCUGACCCUGCACCUCAGCUUCUUAAAACAUUAGACCUGGACCAAACAACAAAUGAACAUCUUGACUCCCCUCCUGCCCCGACACUACAACACACAGAGAAUUUUUUUGCUUUUUUGUUUUGAUUCAGUCAUUUAAGCAAAUGUCCCUUUCCCUCACUGACACUAUCCACCUUGUCGCUUGUGCCCAUCUUGGUUUUUUUAAGAUGUAACUGGGUCAAAAGGAACUCACCAUGCCAGUCUAUCUCAGAUGGCACUCUGAGCAGCAUCACUUUGUUCCCUUUACUGCUGCAUGCAGGUUCAGCGCAGAAUUCAAAGGUGUUGUUUUCAGGCUCCCGGGCAAACAUCCCUUUUACAUGUUUGUUAACAGCAUUUGUACAAAUUGUGUGUACUAUUGUACAAUAAAGGGUUUAAAAGUUUCUAAUUCA